UUCACAACGAACAUGUAAACAAUGAAUGGCAAAAAACAGUUGGUGUUGUGAUACGAAAAUGUGGCGUUUAACUUUAAUAAAAGAAAUUUCGGAUAAGGGAAAUUGGAUUAUUUCCUCGGAUGUGGCCAUAGUUAUAGCCAACAAGUAUCCAAAGGCGCAGCAGCACUUUUUGGUCCUGCCCAAGGCGGAUAUUUCGAGUAUUUUUGAGCUUACCCGCGAGCAUUUGCCGCUGCUGGAGCAGCUGCAUCUGCUGGCGAGCAACAUUGUCGAGGUGCGUGGACUGCAGUGGAAGGAUUUUAAGGUGGGUUUCCAUGCCGAACCGGUCCUGGAACGGCUGCAUUUGCAUGUAAUAUCCCAGGACUUUGUGUCGUCCUGCCUAAAGAAGAAAAAGCACUGGAACACCUACAACACAGAACUGUUUGUGCCGUACGAGGUGCUGCGGGACAAGCUAAAAGCGGAAAACAGUUACCAACGCCUGUCGCCGGAUGUGAUUCAUGCACUGCUGGCCACGCCUUUAUGCUGCAAUCAAUGCGAUUUUAAGCCCGGAAAUCUGUCAUUGCUCAAAGAACAUUUGGAGCAGCAUCUGCAGAGACAGAUAGCAGAAGAGCUACAAUGCAAUAAGGCAUAGAGUUCCCAUGCUGGUUGAGUACCGGCAAACACACAAAACAACACUACAUUCUGCGUGUACCGCAAAGCGCUUCGUUGUUGCUGCUUCACGACUUUCCCGCAAAGUCAGCUUUAAGGGAGAGUAUGACACACACAAAUGCAACGCAACGAUAGAAGUGUGCUUGUGUUGGUGACACGUACAGCAAGUACUUUUUGUUCUGCUGCACUGACACCAAUUAGAUAAAUAUAAUUACCUUACCAUACAUA
Messenger RNA from Drosophila guanche, 873 nucleotides. RefSeq names its product aprataxin-like protein. NCBI's taxonomy places the organism in Eukaryota, Metazoa, Arthropoda, Insecta, Diptera, Drosophilidae. The coding region runs from base 26 to 628 and encodes 200 amino acids. Gene Ontology annotation, molecular function: double-stranded RNA binding; mismatched DNA binding; DNA 5'-adenosine monophosphate hydrolase activity. Gene Ontology annotation, biological process: double-strand break repair; single strand break repair. The record is from RefSeq and is a predicted model, not a curated record. Gene Ontology annotation, cellular component: nucleus. The transcript has 3 exons.